This is a messenger RNA of Ylistrum balloti, 1212 nucleotides long. RefSeq lists its product as uncharacterized. The record is from RefSeq and is a predicted model, not a curated record. The transcript has a single exon. The coding region runs from base 1 to 1212 and encodes 403 amino acids. Lineage: Eukaryota; Metazoa; Mollusca; Bivalvia; Pectinida; Pectinidae.
AUGUCUGGACAGCGACGACUUGAUAACGACCACGAGAAGGCCGUCAUCCGGUACAAGUUGAAGCAGCAGAGAACGCUCGAGAAGUCCAUGCAGACGCUUCAGCUAGAGAAGGACUAUUCGAUAAAAUUGUUGAACCUUGAUCACAGGAUUGUCAAAGUUAAUUAUAAACGCCUCAAGGACAAAGUGUCGCGCAUAAAAUCAAACCUAAAUGCCGAUGAAAUCACCACACUGAAGGACUUAGACGCAAAAGGUAAGCUGAAGUCGUACAGCAAUACGGUGAACUUGAGUAGUGCGCUCAAGAUCGCGGCAGCCGCAAAAAGACUCAAACUUCAAGGACAGUCCCCACGUGCUGUGAGUGUGUAUCCAUUCCCUAUCACGGCUAUGGACAGUAAGAAUGGCACACCCCGCCCCGAUACAAUGCCACCAAGGCUCGGUCGGAGUAACUCUGUAACAGGGGCUUUCAUUGAUGCUCCGGAGCCAGUGUUACAAAAACGACGGAACUCAAUUGAUGGUGGCCGACCUUCAAGCGCGGUAAACGCUGUGGCCUGUGAAAAUUCUAUAAAACGGGCGCGUCCUCAAACGGCAAAUCGUCCUUCCGGACAGCCCCCAAGAUCACCUACCACAACGGCCAUGCCGUCUCACUCUUUAUACUCCUCGCACACUGCCGUCGAGAAAGACGCACGCGUGCAGACAGCUCCGGCGCCAAUCGCUUGUUUCUCUGACGAUUCGAUAGAUAGCAAUCUAGGAGAAGACUUGUAUGAGGAGCGGCGUCAAGAGAUGCUGCUGGAGGAGGAACUCCGGUAUAAAUCUCUCCAAGAAAGAAAAGACGAUUUCAUGGUGAGACUGAAUGAGUACAUCGCAGCAAACCCAUCACCUGACUGGUCAAACGCGAUGGCACACUUCGAGUUUCCGGAUAGCACGGUCGAACGAGAAGAGGAAGUCGAUGACGAGGAGGACGACAUACCUAGUAUUAGACCCAAACCGAAAAAGAGACUACUUCCGGGAAGGUCACGUCUUAAUAUGGCCACUUCAUUUUCAAAUGAAGAGGUCUACAAACAGAAAAUGUUAGAACUGUGGCAAGAUUUGAACAAGUGUCGGUACCUAAGGAUGCCGGACGAGAGGAUAGAUAUCUCUGGGGUAGAUACGUUAGCCAAACGUCAGGUGAAGCUUUAUCAAAUGCUCAAAGACCGCGAUGGGCAGGCGGUGGCUUAA